AUGACUAGGGUAAUGGGCAGAUUGACUGGCGAUGUUAAUUCAGACCUCAACAAUGAUGCAACUUGCAAAAUAUUCUCUCAGGGCUUGCAGCGGUUGUCGUCUGAAGGUAUUCACCAUGUUGCUUAUUACAAGGAAGCAGAGCUUGAGCACCACCGGCAUCUUUCAAUGGCUUUGGCCUGGGAGGCAGAGAAACUCUCAAGGCUCAAACAUUUUAUCGAUUUUGAACAACAGGAGUGGGAGGAACAAACCACUCGGGCAUUUGAGGAGGCAGCGCUCUUUGCACAUAUGGUGACUGAUCGUGACGCAGAGUGUGCCUCUCAGGAUCUGGAGUCCAUCACUUCAAUCCAACAGGAAGAGGCGACAGGGGGUCAAGCAGUUGAAUGA
Molecule: messenger RNA, 384 nt
Organism: Suillus bovinus
Lineage: Eukaryota; Fungi; Basidiomycota; Agaricomycetes; Boletales; Suillaceae
Exons: 2
Coding region: 1-384 (127 amino acids)
Source: RefSeq, a predicted model, not a curated record